AUGUCAAGCAUUCAAGUUCAGACUGCCGUCCUUCACGGCGCCAAGGACCUCAAAAUCGAACAAAGAGAACUCCCUGCGCUUGCGCCGGGCGAAGUCCAGAUCGCGAUUAAGGCCACGGGGCUCUGCGGCUCCGACCUGCACUACUUCACCCAUUUUCGCAACGGUGACAUCCUCGUACGGGAGCCGCUCACCCUCGGCCACGAGUCCAGCGGCGUCGUCACCGCCGUCGCCUCUGAUGUCUCCAACCUCGCCGCGGGCGACCGUGUCGCACUUGAGGUCGGUCAGCCAUGCGAGGCCUGUGACCUUUGCGCCAUGGGGCGGUAUAAUAUUUGCAAGGGCAUGAAGUUCCGCAGCUCUGCAAAGGCAUUUCCACAUGCCCAAGGGACUCUUCAGGAGCUAGUCAACCACCCGGCCAAGUGGUGCCACAAGCUCCCGGAGACCGUCUCUCUCGAGUUUGGCGCCCUCGCCGAGCCCCUCUCCGUCGCCAUGCACGCUCGUGACCGCGCAAGCCUACCCAGCGGCUCGACCGUGCUCGUCUUCGGCGCCGGCGCCGUGGGCCUGCUGUGUGCCGCUGUGAGCAAGGCCGACCAGCAGCGCGUUGUCAUAGCCGAUAUCCAGGCGGACCGCGUUCAGUUCGCGCUCGACAACGGCUUCGCCGACGCUGGCGUCGUCGUGCCGGCGCUGCGCCCGCAGACGAUUGAGGACAAGCUAUCCUAUGCCAAGGAUGUGGCCGAGCUGGUCAAGCAGGCCAAGAUUGGCGGCGAGGAGGUUGGCGAAUUGAAUGCGACGUACGAGUGUACUGGUGUUGAGACCUGUAUGCAGACGGCCAUUUUUUCCACUCGUCCGGGAGGAAAGAUUCUCAUUAUCGGCAUGGGCACGCCGAUCCAGACGCUGCCCAUUUCAGCCGCGGCAUUGCGCGAGGUCGACUUCAUCGGCGUCUUCCGCUACGCCAACACGUACCCCAAGGCGAUCGACUUGAUCGCGACGAAGCCUAAGGGCUUGCCAGCAUUGGAAAAGCUGUUCACACACCGCUACAAGGGGCUGAGCGCAAUCAAAGACGCUUUCGACAUGGCCGCCCAGGUGAAGGAUGAAAAUGGCAACCUGGUGCUGAAGGUUCUAGUAGAUACGUCAAGUUGA
This is a messenger RNA of Colletotrichum graminicola M1.001, 1137 nucleotides long. Its product is annotated as alcohol dehydrogenase GroES-like domain-containing protein. NCBI's taxonomy places the organism in Eukaryota, Fungi, Ascomycota, Sordariomycetes, Glomerellales, Glomerellaceae. The transcript is spliced from 4 exons. Bases 1 to 1137 code for a protein of 378 amino acids. Gene Ontology annotation, molecular function: L-iditol 2-dehydrogenase (NAD+) activity; zinc ion binding. Gene Ontology annotation, biological process: D-sorbitol catabolic process. The record is from RefSeq and is a predicted model, not a curated record.